CGAUUAUCAUUAUUAUACUAAAAGAGAAGAGAUAAUGUCAACUCUAAUCAGCAGAUUGCGAUAUGCUAAGUUUGCAGUCAGCAUUGAAGUUGUAAAAGACAAUAUUUUCUUCUAGGUUUACAUGACGUUAGAAAAAACGAAUUAUUGUGUUUGUCCGAUUAAAAUUAGACUGUUAUGUAAAAAUGUUAGUCCACUUGAAAUCGUAGCCUACAGAGAUGUGAAUAAACUGCUAUGACAGGGUGCUCGGGCUUUGACCCGGAAAUAAUACAAUAACCCCAAAGAAGACGAAGAAGCCGGUUACAACCUUUUACUGUCUAUGGUUACAACCAUACAACAACAACAACAAACAUGGCGAUUGAUAAACCUCCACCUGUUCAUUUUUGGAGUGAUGCAGAGACAGAGUUCAUGCUGUGUCAGCUGAAAGCGUUAAAUAUUUUGAAAUACAUGGAUGGUAGGAAAACACGGAAUGGCAACCUGUUUAGAAAAGUUGCGGAACACAUGGAGGACGCUGGAUUUCAAAGGACGUCCGAGCAAAUCCGUGUUCGGUGGAAGAACGUGAAAAAAGCCUACUACAAUACCAGGAAAAAGAACCAAACCAGUGGCAACAGUUCAGUUUCAUGUCCAUACUCCAACAUAUUGAAGGAGCUGCUUGGACGUCGACCGUUGUCCAAAACAGCAGAGAAUGGCGUGGACAUUGUGUCUAACGUUAGUCCUUCGUUCUCAGAAAGAACACAAAAACUUCUUCCCGGUGGAUCAAACGUAACAACCGUGUACCCAGCACUCUGCACAACUAACCAAGAGGAAGAGCAGCAGUUUGCUGGUGAUCAGGCCCCGCUGGAGCAGGACCCGCUCCCUCACGAGUCCUCUGAUUCAUAUCUAACGUCCUCACCGACCUCAGAACCAUCCAGUUCUACAUCUCUGUUUCAUCAGCAGUUCCAGAUCGCUGUCAAAGCAGAAGCACCUGAAGGUGCUGUACGGGACAGUCCCAUUAGUGGAACACCUAACGGUGAAUUACCGAGACGACGCUCACGACUGAGCCUGCAGCCAGGGACACAGGUCUCGCCCUCCGCACGGAGGACGUUUAGCAUCCCAACGCGGUUCACGUCCUUGAGCCCAUUCGAGGAGCAGCUCCUAGCCGUCCAUCGGGAGCAGGCUGCGGCUAUCCGUGAGGGCUUUCGCUCGCUGGCACAACAGAACCGACUCCUCUACUUGGAGGUCUGCGAGACCAACCGCAGUGUAGCCCGGAUUGCCUCGGCGGUGGCCGAGAAGGCCGCAAGCUCCUCUGGCAUGGCUGAAGAACUGAUCCGAGUGCAGCAGAGAAUAAGUGAAAGCAUCGACUCCACUAACAAUCUCCACACGCGGGUGAUUGACUUGCUGUUCUCACAGCAGGAGCAACCCAUUAUUGUCAUGCCUAAUGAGGAUAAAGGCAUGAAUGUACGACCCAGUAGAGAAUAGGCUUGUCAUAAUAAGUACAUUAUCGCCUUAUCGCACAAUUAAUUAAACUAUUGACAAUAGCUUUUUCCAACCUCGAUAUUGUCCGAAAGUUACGUUUACAUUCAUGUCGUGUACUGUAGGUGGCACUCUUUCCUCUGGCCAAAAAAUAUCGAUCCCAAUGCUCCAGUGCAGUGACGGUCAUUAAAGAUCCCAUGGCAUUUAUCGCAUAGAGUAGGGGGUUCCCUGGUUUCCUGGCUAAAUUCCCAACCUGGCUCAUUCAAUCUGGCCCCCUAAUCAUCCCCCCAAUGUAAUUGGCUCAUUCACUCCUUCACCCUCCACCUUAAGCUGGCGUAUAAUGGCUGCCCUGUGUUGUUGUUGUUGUUGUGUCAUUAGUUUUCAACAUAUUUGUUAGAGUUGUUUUAAAGUGAUGUCCUAAAAUAUUGCAACAACUACACUGUAUACGCAGUAUUUUUUCUGGGACAAUAUAUUGUGCAGCAAAAAGAGUUAUCGUGACAGGCCCAGUGGAGAGGAACGUUGUACGUAUCAGGCUCAAUUCAUGUUGUGGAGUUAUUCUGUAUUUUUGUGUGUCCUGAUAUUUUUCCAUGAGUGAUUUCAUGACCAACAAGUCUACCUCUGCUUAGGCCCCUGUUUUCUGUGAAAGACACAUAGCCCAAACUCUGCUGUGACAGUAGUUUCACGCAUAUGCUCCCAUGCCUGUUCAAGGUUGCAGGCGCACCAACACUAGAAUGCCCUCUAGGUUCUGCUGACACCUGGGACCCGUUGCACAAAAGCAGAAUUAAGACAUCCAGGAUAAGUUACUGAGCUGCGCUCAAUGAAUCCAAAACAAGAGCGUACAUGCUUAAUUGGUUGCACAAAGACCAAGCCAGGAUGAGCAGACACGGAUUCAUCAAGCCAGGUGAAACCUAUCCUGGAUAAGUGCGCGCUCAUGGCUCCUUCAAACUGACCCCGCUAUCACAGAUUCACUGAUUCACCAUGGCAACUAGAGCAGCUUCAUUGGUUCUUCUACGGUGUAAACUAGGUAGCGAUAGCCUUUUCACAACAGCAACACCUCUGUUUAGGAGAAUAUUGCAACUAGUGUCGCUACCACCACGCGCAAAAUGGUUACGGCACUCCCGUGACGUCACAUUGUCGCAUGACAGGUCGGGAAUGGCGAGUAUGUAAAAGUUAAUUAAUGAUCACAAACGUUUAAAUAAUGACAGUGGGUCUAGUUAUAUGUGAUAACAAUGUGUAUUGGGCAGUGGAAUAACUAUUGGUUUCUGUUUGUGGUGACUGCUGACUGAGCUGACUGAAAGCAGAUGGAAAAUAGCAGAUGGAACUUAGCCUGGUCUGGAGCAGGCUAGCUCCACAGAAUAAAUCUUCAUGGUGACUUAUACCAUAACAUAUCCUGCUGCCCCCUAUCCCGCUUUUGUGCAACCGGAUCACAGAUAAAUUGAGCCAGGAUAACCAAGAUAUCCCGGCUUAAUCCCUUAUCCUAGUUUUGUGCAAUGGGCCCCAGGCCUCUGUCCUCCCAAAAAGCACUACUUAUGUAUCUGUUUAGACCGUGUUUUGUUUUACUCCUUUCAUGUUAAUAUGGUUUAUUUCCCCCUUGUCUUUUUAUGUCUUUUGGUGUAUAAUUGGGGUCUGCUUGCAGAGUUUCUCUUUCCUAAGUUAUUGUCAUCUUGGGAGACGGAUACCAUUUGAGACGCUCUGUUGCCCAGGGCCCUGAUGAACUGUAUUGAGCGUUACUUUUUCUAGUUCUUCUCACUAUUGUGCCGCCGGUUCUUCUGAUUUAUUUCUGCAGUCUGUCAAUUAAUAAAUAACAUUGAUUACUGAUUCAACGUUUCCAAAAGUUCAGUGUUCUUUUCAAGAACCAG
Alosa alosa (allis shad) is the source of this 3308-nucleotide messenger RNA. RefSeq lists its product as uncharacterized. The coding region runs from base 349 to 1455 and encodes 368 amino acids. The record is from RefSeq and is a predicted model, not a curated record. Lineage: Eukaryota; Metazoa; Chordata; Actinopteri; Clupeiformes; Clupeidae. The transcript has 3 exons.